Molecule: messenger RNA, 1083 nt
Organism: Babjeviella inositovora NRRL Y-12698
Lineage: Eukaryota; Fungi; Ascomycota; Pichiomycetes; Serinales
Product: HAD family hydrolase
Exons: 2
Coding region: 143-712 (189 amino acids)
Source: RefSeq, a predicted model, not a curated record
AAAGCAAUGUCCAGAUCAGCUGUUAAACAGAUCAGAGGUAUCAUCUUUGAUAUGGACGGCACCUUGUGCUUACCUCAGGUACGUACAUAACGCUCAAAUCGCACAUUCCCUUGACCAGCUCCUAACACUUAUUUAGGCGUGGAUGUACGAGGAAUUUAGAACCACGCUAGGCUUGGCGCCCGAUUCCAAGACAGACAUCUUACAUCACAUCGCAGCUCUUUCGCCGGCAGAGCAGGAGCAGGCGCACCACAAGAUCGAGGCAGUGGAAGUGAAGGCCAUGACCCAGAUGCAGCCACAACCAGGUUUAUCCGAUAUUAUGGCCUAUAUCACCAAGAAUAAUCUUCCACGGGCCAUCGUCACGAGAAAUAAGAUGGUCCCUGUCAAUCACCUCAUGUCGCAGUUUAUGGAAUCGCACCAUGUGUUUGAUCCGAUCAUCACGCGGGACUUUCUUCCGACAAAGCCAGAUCCGGCACCUUUGUUACAUGUGAUCCACGAGAGAUGGGCCGAGAGGAUUGACCCUGAAGAUGUCAUGAUGGUGGGCGAUUCGAUCGAUGACAUGCAGGCUGGGGCUAGUGCGGGGUGUGUCACGGUGUUGGUGGCGCACGAGAAGAACGGGUACUUAAGAGACAGAGACAUAGUGGACUACGUGGUGAAGGAUUUGGGAGAGAUUGUCGGGUUGCUUGAAUCAGGGGUGACUAGCAAGGUUAGAUGAAGGGGAUAUGGCUCGUAAUUUGGUUCUAGAAAGGUCUGCAGCUGAACUGUGCCAUACUCUAAUACAGAAGUGUCCAUAAUAGGGAUUAUUCAGCACUAUAUUGUUCACGGUAUGGUGUAUGUAAUUGAGACAUUUGUACGCAAAAUUUUGGAUGAGUAGAUUUAUCUUCAGAGAUGCCCGCGUCAGGGUAUUUGGUAGGUCUGAGCUCUGAUGGUAUCUAGAUUGAAGUACCUAGUUUGUUAUGUUUCCGCUUUAGGGUUAGCACAUGGGUUGCCAGUAUAGACUUUAGGACAAAAAUUAAGCGCCGAGCCAGAUAAUCACCCCGGCUAGCCGGUAAAAUGGUUUAGAAUUUGGACAAAUUAGAGAGCGUU